Molecule: messenger RNA, 1577 nt
Organism: Prinia subflava (tawny-flanked prinia)
Lineage: Eukaryota; Metazoa; Chordata; Aves; Passeriformes; Cisticolidae
Gene: PAK1IP1
Product: PAK1 interacting protein 1
Exons: 10
Coding region: 136-1242 (368 amino acids)
Molecular function (GO): protein binding
Source: RefSeq, a predicted model, not a curated record
AUCCUCCCCGGCCGCGGGCAGCGGGCGCGCCAGGCGCCACGCGCGGGCCAGCGCCGAGCGGCGCAGGCAGCGCGCAGGACGGGCGGGCGGCGGAAGAGCCGGCGGGAGCCCCGGGGCGGCGCCGUGCGGUGGCGGAUGGAGCUGGUGGCGGGGUGCUACGAGCAGGUGCUGCUGGGGUUCGCCACGAGGCCCGGCCAGUCCUGGACAGUUGUCCCUGAUUUCACACAUCAUGCCCACUCUGCCUCGUUGUCAGCAGUAGCAGUGAAUAACAGAUAUGUGGUCACUGGGAGCAGAGAUGAGACAAUCCAAAUUUAUGACAUGAAAAAGAAGAUAGAACAUGGGGCACUGCUACAGCACAAUGGCACAAUAACUUGUUUGGAGUUCUAUGGGACUGCACAUCUGCUGAGUGGGGCUGAAGAUGGACUCAUUUGUAUCUGGAACACAAAGAGAUGGGAAUGUCUGAAAUCCAUUAAGGCACAUAAGGGACAUGUGACAUCUCUUUCUAUUCAUCCUUCUGGGAAAUUAGCUUUGUCAGUCGGAACAGAUAAAACAUUGAGAACUUGGAAUCUUGUUGAAGGACGAUCAGCCUUCAUCAAAAACCUGAAGCAAAAUGCACACAUAAUUAAAUGGUCCCCUGACGGAGAGAAAUAUGUGACCGUGAUAACAAAUAAAGUGGAUAUCUACAGACUUGACACAGCUUCAAUCACUGGCACCAUUACAACAGAGAAGAGGAUUUCUUCACUUAGAUUUAUUACAGAUUCUAUCCUCGCCAUAGCUGGAGAUGAUGAAAUGAUUAGGUUCUACAGCUGUGACUCUCAAAAAUGCCUGUGUGAAUUCAAAGCUCAUGAAAACAGAAUAAAAGAUAUUUAUAGUUUUGAAAGAGAAGGACAGCAUGUUAUUGUUACUGCAUCCAGUGACGGUUACAUUAAAAUGUGGAACCUGGAUCUUGAUAAGAUUAAAGAUGGGCCAUCUUUACUGUGUGAAGUCAAUACCAAAGCUAGGCUGACGUGUCUUGCAGUGUGGCUUGACCAAGCUUCAGAAAUGAAAGAAAACUCUGAUAAAACUGCAACAUCAUCUCAAGAAACAGAAGAUGAAAAAUCAUCAAUAGCCACGAUAAACAAAGAUUUUUGGACUACUAAAAGGGUUAAAAUAGCAAAAAGAAAGAGAAAAAUUAUUCCAGAGAAACAGAAGCUGGAAGCUCCAGUGCAAAAGAAGAAAAAGAAACAGAAUAGCUCAGCAUGAAGGCAGCUAUUUUCUCCCCUGUAUAAAGUAAAUGCUGAUGUUGUCCUAGUUUUUAUAAGAAUGUAAACCCUUACAGGACAUACACCUUUCAUCCAAUGUGUUGUUUAAAAAUAAUAAUUGUUCUUAUUCUAAUAAACUGACUGAUCAUUCUGGAAACUUUCCCUAAGUGAACAAAGCAAAAAAAAAUCAUAAUAUGUAAUGUUUAUAUUUUUCUAUUAACAAUAUCACUUUUUAACUGGCCCUGAAAAAGCCAGCUGAAAUAAAAAUAGCUGCACCUGUCUCAGUUAUAUUUUUGUUUCACUUAAAUGCAUAUUAAAAACAUGUACACUUUUUCA